AUGUUAGCCGCGACGAACAACUUCGACUACGGUUUCGAAGCCACCCUUGCCACCGGGGUACACGACGCAGAAGGCCGACCCAUUAACACUGUUGUCGAGGAUAAUUACUCACGAAACACCAACAGAUGUUGCCAGGUGACCGUUAGAAUUUUCACCUCGGCGGUGGGCACUCUGGUUCUGCUGUGUUUCUACCUCAUUGGUGGAGCCUGGAUGUUCCGGUAUUUGGAGCAGGGUAACGAGGUGCACGCCUGCUACCUCACCUACAACAAGUACCUCGAUCAGUUGAACACCUCGGUGCUACGUGCCACCGGGAUUGCCGCCUCAGGGUUAUCCAAGGAUGAGGUUGCCACGCAACUUCAGAACGCAAUGAUCGAGUUCGCUGAGGCCUUGUUCGCUCUAGACUUCCAGCCGAGCAAGAACUGCUCGCUGAUACAUUCGACGUCCCACGGAUCGCAGUGGAAUUUGGUGAACGCGCUGUACUUUUGCGCCACAGUCGUCACCACUAUCGGCUACGGACAUAUUGCACCGACAACUCAGUGGGGCCGUCUAGUGUGUGUGUUCUACUGCCUACUCGGUAUUCCCCUUCUGCUCAUCUACCUGGGGAGCAUCGGGCAGCUUCUCGCGUACCUAUUUCGCUUCACCUACAGAAACAUCUGCUGUUGUCGAUGCUUCCGCGACACACUCAUUCGUCAACGAAAUAGACGCCACAUGAGACUAAUUCGACUACAGGAGGAUCUGAGACGGCACAUGGAGGUGCAGGCGAAGCUAUCUGGCGAACCAAUUCCACCGCCCAGUUUUGCGCCGAUUGCCCUGAUUGAAGACUCGGAUGAAGACGACGAAAUACGCGAGAUCUACCUGGAAUUCCAGGAAACCGAGGAGGCCGGUAUACCGAUAACCGUCGUCAUGCUGGUCAUUACCGCCUACGUGACGAUGGGUGCGUUCACCUUUCGAAUCUGGGAGAAGGACUGGUCACCGAUCGACAGCGCCUACUUCGCUGUCAUCACCAUCUCGACUAUCGGCUUUGGAGAUCUCUUUCCUGGCAAAGGGCGUCUUGAUCAGCCGGACACAAUUUACGAACUCCUGACGAGUGCCCUCUACUGUGUCUUCGGAUUGGCCCUCCUAUCGAUGUGUUUUGAGUUAAUGAAGGAUGAAUUUAUAGCCAAAAUACGCUGGAUUGGUCAAUCUCUUCGCAUUCUCGGUUCCAAUCGUGGUAACCAAGACUACGAGAAAGACAAUCAGGAGGCUCUCGACGACGCUGGUGAUAUGAGUGCCGAAGAGGAAGAAGUGGAGGCUGCUGGACGGAGCCGCUAUCGCGCCGAUUCCUCUUUCGUGAAGUCCACCCGCUUAAAGGCGUCGAUAAGAAAGAAGAACUUCACCAAGUCAAGAGACGAUGCCUGGGGAACAGGCGACACCACCAAACUCGAAGACGACUCACCAAGAGGCGAGGACAACCCCGCUUUUGGGGACGACGUGGAAAACGACUUCACAGCCACCAUGGAGGACAACAAGGCGGAGGAGUAA
Molecule: messenger RNA, 1521 nt
Organism: Mesocestoides corti
Lineage: Eukaryota; Metazoa; Platyhelminthes; Cestoda; Cyclophyllidea; Mesocestoididae
Source: the annotation of a GenBank genome assembly